UUUUUGCAUUUGAACAUUGAACGAUUAUUCAAUGUCAACGUCUUUGAAGGCACAGUCAUGGCCUCGUGUAGGUAUAAAGCGAUUUCAGGGAUUCUCUGCGAGGGAUGCUCUGAGAAGAAUCACGACAAAUUCUCCAACUCAUGAUCGUCCUACACCUCAAUAUAUGAAUUUUCCAUCUACCAGACUUUGCUAUCACUGGGACACUUUACCACCUACAGAAGCCCAACUCGUCCAUGCAAAUACAUUUUUACUAAAAGCCUUUCAAGCACUUAUGGUCUACUUCACAAUUCUACUCCAUGGCGUUUGGAGAUAGCCCUGAGGUUUGUUUCUUAGGACGAUCAAAUGUAAGCAUAAUCACCCCUCGAUGUUACAAUUGUGUUCGUUGCUUUCAGUUUUUGCAUCAUUCUUCGUGUUCUCCAUGGCUCUUUAGUAUGACUUGAUCAACAAGGAAUAUUGCAAUUGCAAGUAUGUACUGACACUAUCAUAUUUCAGGUUGGCAAGUCAUCUCUUCUCAAUGCUCUGCUUAACAACAAAAAUGCGGCAUACACCAGUUCGAAAGUCGGGCGAACUCGGUGUAUGAAUGCAUUUGCGAUUGGAGGACAUGAAGGGUCUGAAGAUAAUAGUGAUCGGCUAGUGGUACUAGAUAUGCCAGGAUAUGGGCAUGGUGGGAGAUCGGAAUGGGGAAAAGAAAUCAUAAAAUAUCUGGAGAAGAGGAAGCAGCUCAAACGAGCCUUCGUACUAAUUGAUGCCCAGCAUGGAAUCAAGGAACUUGAUAGGGCGAUGUUGCAAAUGUUGCGGUCCGGUAACGUACCCCAUCAGGUGGUACUAUCAAAGGUCGACAAGAUUUUGUUCUCUUCGAGUGCGAAAGGAACCCCCAGCAGUGAUGCGUUGAAGAACAGAAUUAAUGGCCUGGACAACCUCCUUCAAGAAACUAAAGCAAUGAUCGAGGCAGACCCAGAAUCUGAUGAUGCUGAUUCCUUGAUUGGGGAAAUACUAACAUGUACAUCCGAGAAACGUGCUGGGAGAAGAUAUGGCAUUGAUGCCGUCAGAUUUGCAAUGCUGAGAGCUGCGAGCCUUGAAAUCCAAGCAAAGGUCAAGCUAGCCAAGCCUGUUGAUAUUAUUUCCCAUGAAGAAUUGUUUGAGAGACGAAACAUUGCGGAUUGAGGAGGUAUGUGAUGUACAGAUUUUGAACAAGCACAUACCGAGGCAUUGUUGGAAUACUUUCUACCUUCACUGGUGACGGGCGACUCGUGAUUGGUCACGUCCCAAGUGGAUGCUUUGCUAGAACCUUGCUACAGGACUUACAUAUUGAUCAACCUCAUCAUUGCUCUGUACAGGUAUCAACAAGAACAAUGUUUGAUUGGGGAUGGGGCAAAAAGGUGGGAUGGAUCCAAAAAUCACAAAAGAAUUGAUCUUUGAUCAACACAUUUGGUAUCCAGUAACCUUAGGAGAAGAAGGAAUCCAGAAGACACGAAAACAGAAUGAUACCCCAAAUCCCAAACAGAUAUCUAAAUCUUU
Molecule: messenger RNA, 1518 nt
Organism: Sclerotinia trifoliorum
Lineage: Eukaryota; Fungi; Ascomycota; Leotiomycetes; Helotiales; Sclerotiniaceae
Source: the annotation of a GenBank genome assembly